Molecule: messenger RNA, 276 nt
Organism: Stylonychia lemnae
Lineage: Eukaryota; Ciliophora; Spirotrichea; Sporadotrichida; Oxytrichidae
Source: the annotation of a GenBank genome assembly
AUGCGUACUGUUGCAGUAAAGCAAAUGCAGAAAUUAAUCACUACAGCCUUUGAAGCACCCUUUUAAUUCAUGCUCUUGACGUUUGAGUACAUAUCACUUGGUGUAGUAGGAAAGGUUGAUCAGAAUAGUGGCACGAAAUAUCCAUUCACUGUACCAUCAUUGUUAAAAUUGUAUCCAACUUUCACUAUUGCAAGUUUAGUUAAUGAUAAUUAAUUACCUAAAACGCCACAUAUAGAUGCUUAAAAUCCUGCUAGAAAGUUGUAUCUGUAAUCAUGA